Molecule: messenger RNA, 1041 nt
Organism: Eublepharis macularius
Lineage: Eukaryota; Metazoa; Chordata; Lepidosauria; Squamata; Eublepharidae
Product: H-2 class II histocompatibility antigen, E-S beta chain-like
Exons: 7
Coding region: 1-1041 (346 amino acids)
Biological process (GO): immune response; immunoglobulin production involved in immunoglobulin-mediated immune response; positive regulation of T cell activation
Cellular component (GO): membrane; MHC class II protein complex
Molecular function (GO): MHC class II protein complex binding
Source: RefSeq, a predicted model, not a curated record
AUGGAACAGAAGGCAGACUCCAGCCCCCUGCGGGCGGGCGGAAGGAGAAGCGGGCCAGAGGCAGGGGAGGGUCUUCUUCACGGCCCUUCUUCCCCUCCCCCUCCUCUCCCCCCGCAGCCGCCCAGUUCCUGCACCAGGCCAAGGCAUCCGGAGGGGAGGCGGGGUCCUCCGCCCGCUGCCCCCGAGGCCGAGUGUGUGUGUGUGGGGGGGCUGCUGCUUCACGGUUUCUCCCUCCCCUCCUCUCCCCCCGCAGCCGCCCAGUUCCUGCACCAGCACAAGCCCGAGUGCCGCUUCGCCAACGGGACUCGGGGCGAGGUGCGCUUCCUGGACCGCUACUUCUACGACCGGCAGGAGCUCGUGCGCUUCGACAGCCGCCGCGGCACCUACGAGGCCCUCACGGAGCUGGGCCGGCCCGACGCCGACUACUGGAACAGCCAGAAGGAGCGCCUGGACAACAGGCGGGGCGAGGUGGAGCGCUUCUGCCGCUACAACUACCAGGCGUGGGAGGGGAUCCUCACCACCAAGGCUCAGCCCACAGUGAAAAUCUCCUUCACCAAGGCAGAGCCCCUGUCCCACCCCAGCCUCCUGAUCUGCACCGCGGCAGGAUAUUACCCCUCUGAAAUUAAUUUCAAGUGGCUGAAGAAUGGGCAGGAGCAGACGGAGGGGUUGGGAUACUCGGAGGAGUUCCAGAACGGAGACUGGACCUUCAUGAACCAGGUGAUGCUGGAGACGGUGCCUGAGCGGGGAGACGUCUACACCUGCCAGGUGGAGCACAGCAGCCUAACGGAGCCCAUCACCGUGCAGUGGGAGCCACGGAGGUCGGACUCUGCCAAGAGCAAAGUGUGGACGGGGUCCAUGGGAGGCCUGCUGGGGGCGGUCUUUGUGGCCGUGGGACUCGCCCUCUACCUGAAGAAGAGAAAAGCACUUCCCGCCACACCAGCCGCAGUUCUGUGGGGCUCUUUCAUCGCCUGUCCCAAGCUGGAGGAGAAGCAGGAAGCCACGUCUCCGAACCGGGAGAACUUGCGCCGGGAAUCAGGCUGA